CGGGCGGUCAUAGCGUUACUUGGCUGAAAGGAGGAGGAACUGGCAGCGGGGAGGAGGCUCUAGCGAGGCCUGAAAGGCUUCGUAACCAGGCAGGAGUAGGGGUUGGGGUUCGGGGUUGGGGGACAGCCAGGGAUCGCGUCUGAUAUGCUGUUGGGGUCGUGACCGCCUGGGGGCCGAGGCAGGCACUGGCCAGACCCAGCCAGGGAUCCUCGUCUUCGUCGAGCCUAAUUUCCAGCAGCCGGGUAGGCCUCACCAGAGGCUCCUUUCCGUGAGGCCGCCCCCAAUUCCUGCCCCUAUUCCCUGCCUGGGAGAUGGCUUCCCCGAGCCCCCCGCCGGAGUCAAAGAGAGACUUGAUAAAUCGGCCUGAGAAAAUAAGUAAUGCUCCAGACUAGCUCUCUCAUUUGUGAGUUCUUCAGGUGAAGCACCAUUUUUGACCUUCCCUUGUGUCUUCUGUUCCUGGCACAGUGCCUGGACCCCAAGGAGGAGUGGGAUUAUCUGGACCCAGCUCAGAGAAGCCUGUAUAAAGAUGUCAUGAUGGAGAAUUAUGGAAACCUGGUCUCACUGGAUGUUUUGAACAGAGAUAAAGAUGAGGAGCCAACUGUAAAACAAGAGAUUGAAGAAAUUGAGGAAGAAGUGGAACCACAGGGUGUAAUAGUUACAAGAAUCAAAAGUGAAAUUGACCAGGAUCCUAUGGGUAGAGAAACCUUUGAACUUGUUGGUAGGUUAGAUAAACAAAGAGGGAUCUUCCUAUGGGAAAUACCAAGGGAAUCUUUGACCCAGGAACAGAGAAUGUUCAGAGAAAACACUAACAUUAUCCGUAAAAGACCAAACUCAGAAGAGAAAUGCCAUAAAUGUGAAGAAUGUGGAAAGGGUUUUGUCCGCAAGGCCCAUUUCAUUCAACAUCAAAGGGUCCAUACUGGUGAGAAACCUUUUCAGUGCAAUGAAUGUGGGAAAAGUUUUAGUCGCAGUUCAUUUGUUAUUGAACAUCAGAGAAUUCACACUGGGGAAAGGCCCUAUGAGUGUAAUUACUGUGGAAAAACCUUUAGUGUGAGCUCAACCCUUAUUAGACAUCAGAGAAUCCACACUGGAGAAAGACCCUAUCAGUGUAAUCAGUGUAAACAGAGCUUCAGCCAGAGAAGGAGCCUUGUUAAACAUCAGAGGAUUCAUACAGGUGAGAAACCCCAUAAAUGUAGUGACUGUGGGAAAGCCUUCAGUUGGAAAUCACACCUUAUUGAGCAUCAAAGAACUCACACUGGUGAGAAACCUUAUCACUGUACCAAAUGUAAGAAGAGCUUUAGUCGAAAUUCAUUGCUUGUUGAGCAUCAAAGAAUUCACACUGGGGAAAGACCCCAUAAAUGUGGUGAAUGUGGGAAAGCCUUUCGAUUAAGCACAUACCUUAUACAACACCAAAAAAUUCACACUGGCGAGAAGCCUUUUCUUUGUAUUGAGUGUGGAAAAAGUUUCAGUCGGAGCUCAUUCCUUAUUGAACAUCAGAGGAUCCAUACUGGUGAAAGACCUUAUCAGUGCAAAGAGUGUGGGAAAAGUUUCAGUCAACUUUGCAACCUUACUCGUCAUCAGAGAAUUCACACAGGAGACAAGCCCCAUAAAUGUGAGGAAUGUGGAAAAGCCUUUAGUAGAAGCUCAGGUCUUAUUCAGCAUCAGAGAAUUCACACCAGGGAGAAGACUUAUCCAUACAAUGAAACUAAGGAAAGUUUUGAUCCAAAUUGCAGUCUUGUUAUACAGCAGGAAGUCUACCCUAAGGAGAAGUCUUAUAAAUGUGAUGAAUGUGGGAAAACUUUUAGUGUUAGUGCUCAUCUUGUACAACAUCAAAGAAUUCACACUGGUGAAAAGCCCUAUCUAUGUACUGUCUGUGGGAAAAGCUUCAGCCGGAGCUCAUUUCUUAUUGAACAUCAGAGAAUCCACACUGGUGAGAGACCCUAUCUGUGCAGACAGUGUGGAAAAAGCUUUAGUCAGCUUUGUAAUCUUAUUCGACAUCAGGGUGUUCACACAGGUAAUAAACCCCAUAAAUGUGAUGAAUGUGGAAAGGCCUUUAGCCGGAACUCGGGUCUUAUUCAGCAUCAGAGAAUACACACAGGAGAGAAACCUUAUAAGUGUGAGAAGUGCGACAAAAGUUUCAGUCAACAGCGCAGUCUUGUCAACCAUCAGAAGAUCCAUGCAGAGGUGAAAACCCAAGAAACCCAUGAAUGUGACGCUUGUGGUGAAGCCUUUAAUUGCCGCAUUUCUCUUAUUCAGCAUCAGAAAUUGCACACAGCAUGGAUGCAAUAAAUGUAGAGCAAUACAUAAGCUCAAUUUGAUUUGAGACUAGUUACCCAAGUGCAGUUUUAGUAUGGCUCAACAUGGGUCAGAUUUAGUGAUAAAGCAAAUUCUCCUUGGCCUCAGGCAAAUAGUUUCUAAAGAUUCUGUGAAUAGUGGACAACUGCCCAUGAGCAUCUGACUUCCCUUACUCUUUGAUGAUCAUAGAGAAAGACUUGGUAAUUUAUCUAAGUAUCUUUAAUAAAUCUUUCGGCAGAGAGAUUAAACCUAGGUUCAGAGCAUGGGUGCUCUGAGGGACAAAGUUGGAUUAGUAUAAGGGAGCUGGAGCAGCCAAUAGUGGAAAACAGAAUAAUGAUUCAAAGAGUCUUCUGUCACCAUGUCAUAUUGUGGUUCUUUCAGGUCCACGAUAUGUUUGGCUCUGCAUGCCAAAGUCCAGUGAUUAAGCAUAUAUAAAUUGUCAAGGAAACAAAGCCCAAAUGUUUUUAAAACAAGUAUACAGUUUUUGUCAUUGUUUAAGGAAGCCAGUUGUUUGGCAUGUGAGUUAAAGGCAGUUCCAAUGCCUGAUGGUUCCCAGAUCUAUGAAAUGAGUGGACCAUUAACCUUACAUGUAAAGAUUAUGUUAGUAAUUAAGAAACCUAACAAAGGUGUUACCAAGGAACCUUUGGGAGUGCCUUUUUUGUUUUUCAAGAUGGACCCAAAAAAGUGGAGGAAGAUAUUGUUCUUUUGUGCCCUCCUACCUGUGAGAGAUAUUUGUAGUCCUAUGUGAAUGAGCUUAUCCCUCCACAACCAGGUGCAUAUACAAGUGUACAUAUUUUGACUGCCAAGAAUUGGAAAUGAAAAGACCUGGAGUCUAUGCUAGGAAGCUGAGAUAUUUUGGUAUUGCAUUGGUUUUUAUGGUAACUAGGUUUUGCAUGCAAUUAAAAAUCCUUAUUUCUUGUUCUAGGGCUUCCCUUAGUUAAUGGUUAUUAUAAACCUAUUAAUUCAUCUGUUUUAACCAUUAAAACCUGUUUUGUUUUUCGCUUUG
Molecule: messenger RNA, 3298 nt
Organism: Nomascus leucogenys (northern white-cheeked gibbon)
Lineage: Eukaryota; Metazoa; Chordata; Mammalia; Primates; Hylobatidae
Gene: ZNF189
Product: zinc finger protein 189
Biological process (GO): regulation of transcription by RNA polymerase II
Molecular function (GO): RNA polymerase II cis-regulatory region sequence-specific DNA binding; DNA-binding transcription factor activity
Source: RefSeq, a predicted model, not a curated record